AACAAAUUUAAUAAAAUUUUCUCCAUUUCCUGUCACAAUUUCAAGUAAAUCGAUAUGUGUUCUCAUUAAAAACACAAAACUCCGCACAAAAUAUCGUGAAAACAGUUAAGUUUUCCUCAAUUCGGUGAAUGGAAAUAGUAACACCACAUCGAUUGUCAAGCAGAAAAAUUGUGAAAUGGAAUCGACCGAAAGCAGUAGCGGUCAGUGUGGUGACCAAGUCGACGUGAAGCCAAAGCUUGAAAUCAAAGAGGAACCAGAUGAUGGCAUUGGACUCGUGAUUUCAUCUUCAUCUCGACACAUUGAUUCGAUGGUGCCUGAAGAUCAUAACGAAGUCUACGAUUUCUCGUGUUUGGAUUUGGUGAAAGAAGAAAUUGAUACGAAGGUUGGAAUCCAAUCGAUGGCGAAAGAAGGUACAGCGAAUGAACAACGUUCAGGAAGCUGCGACAAAGCACCGAGCGACAAAGAUUUCCCAAUUGAUUCGGCUUCAAAGCCAACGAAAGGAUUGAAGAACAAAAAACGACGAGACCAUGUUUCUGUACCACAGAAUACAUCCAAACAACACAAGUGUGAAACUUGUGGUUAUGUCGCCAAAUGCAAAUCAAACUUGACCGUUCAUUUACGGAAGCACACCGGCCAUAUGGAUGCAAUCACUGUGACAAACGAUUCCAGAUAAAACGGCAUCUUCAAAGCCAUAUGAAAGUUCAUGUCGCGGAAUUUUUAUUUCAUUGUCGUGGCUGUCUGAAAGGAUUCGACGCAAAAGACGAGAAGAAGGAGAAAAGAAUUGCAAAAUAAAGCGUUACGAAUGCCACAUCUGCGAAGAUUCAUUUGGAUCACAAAAAACAAGUUUGACAGUGCACAUGCGUGUGCACAAUGGCGUGCAGCCAUGGGAAUGCAAAGAAUGUUUCAAGAAAUUCAAUCAAAACAGCAAUCUUCGACGUACGACGUGGAACAGACCCACACCAACCAUGCUCAAAACGGCCUGAUUCGGGUUCUCUGACCUCAGAAACUCCCAGAAAACAUGUUUUUGAGGUUUCGUAAGUUUCUUGGUGGAUCACAUGUACAAGCACACCGGCGAAUAUCCAUCAUGUGAAUUAUGCCGAAAAACAUUUGCCACAAAAUCAAACCUCCAAAGGCACAAAAGACGCAUUCAUUCCAAACACAUUUAAAUGAACUACAACUCUUUGUUGCAAAUGGAAUUUAACCACAUUCAUUGCCGA
Contarinia nasturtii (swede midge) is the source of this 1217-nucleotide messenger RNA. RefSeq lists its product as uncharacterized. Bases 176 to 673 code for a protein of 165 amino acids. The transcript is spliced from 2 exons. The record is from RefSeq and is a predicted model, not a curated record. Lineage: Eukaryota; Metazoa; Arthropoda; Insecta; Diptera; Cecidomyiidae.